AUGUCUUCCCAGAUUACCCUUACCAGCAGCGAUGGUAUCGACAUCUCCGUUGACCGCGUCGUUGCCGAGCGCUCGGUCCUGAUCAAGAACAUGCUGGAGGACCUUGGUGACUCUGGCGAGGCCAUCCCCAUUCCCAAUGUCAACGAGGCCGUCCUCAAGAAGGUCAUCGAGUGGUGCGAGCACCACAAGAACGAUCCUCAAAGCGCCUCCGAUGAUGAUGAUAACCGCCGCAAGACCACCGACAUUGAAGAGUGGGAUCAGAAGUUCAUGCAGGUGGACCAAGAGAUGCUCUUUGAAAUCAUCCUGGCUGCAAACUACCUCGAUAUCAAGGCUCUCCUCGACGUUGGCUGCAAGACCGUCGCCAACAUGAUCAAGGGCAAGUCCCCUGAGGAGAUCCGGAAGACGUUCAACAUCCAGAACGACUUCACCCCCGAGGAGGAGGAUCAGAUCCGCCGCGAGAAUGAGUGGGCCGAGGAUCGCUAA
Molecule: messenger RNA, 483 nt
Organism: Penicillium subrubescens
Lineage: Eukaryota; Fungi; Ascomycota; Eurotiomycetes; Eurotiales; Aspergillaceae
Gene: skpA
Product: SCF ubiquitin ligase subunit skpA
Exons: 5
Coding region: 1-483 (160 amino acids)
Biological process (GO): mitotic cell cycle; SCF-dependent proteasomal ubiquitin-dependent protein catabolic process
Cellular component (GO): nucleus; cytoplasm
Molecular function (GO): cullin family protein binding
Source: RefSeq, a predicted model, not a curated record